AUGCCUGUCCGCUCAAAAAUAUUUCUGCCUUUACGCGGACGCGUCGUCGCCCGCUCUUUCUCAGUGUCCCGUCCCCGCUGGGAGGCCGCGCCAUUGCCCGCAAGCAAGCCCGUCGGUGCUUUCCGUGGAGGAGUCUUUGGAUUCCUGUCCGGCGCUGUUGUUGCUGGCGCGUCUGUAUACUACUACAUCCUUGGUGAUUACCGCGUCGCGAAUGAGAUGUUGACUGAUGAUAUUGCGGCACUUCAGUCUGCUACCCUCAAACUCCAGUCAUACACUAAUGAGCUGGAAUCCAAGGUCAAUCAGCUACACAAGAAGUAA
Molecule: messenger RNA, 318 nt
Organism: Penicillium verhagenii
Lineage: Eukaryota; Fungi; Ascomycota; Eurotiomycetes; Eurotiales; Aspergillaceae
Exons: 3
Coding region: 1-318 (105 amino acids)
Source: RefSeq, a predicted model, not a curated record